AUGAAUCAUAAGGCAAAUGAACAUUUGUUGGCUUUUAUGAAUCUUGGGAACAAGGAGGACAUCCAAUUUCUUCUUGUUGUUUGGUUGUGCACGAUUUGGUGCAUUUGGAAAGAGAGGAAUGCUUGUAAGUUCAACCAAGGUGUGUGGAGGAAAGAGAAGUUGGUGGCAGAGAUCAAAACAAGGAUAUGGGGGUGGCUGGAGGCAUUUAAAUUGCCGUGUAUCACUACAAACUUCAGGCGCUGGUCUCUUAAGGCUCGUUAUUUUCCCAGGUCGGACAUCUUAACGGCUAAUCAAGCCCAUAAUCCAUCUUUCGUUUGGAGAAGCUUAUUAGUCGGGAGGGAUCUACUGGUCAAGGGAAUUGCGUGGAGGGUGGGAGACGGGAAAAGGAUUCGUAUUGGCAAAGAUGCUUGGCUACCAGAUGGCAAAGGAAACUUUAAAGCUGCAAGAGUGCAGGACCCUUGGGGUGACAUGAAAAUCAACGAGCUCCUGUUUGAUAAUGCUCCAGCAUGGGAUAUGCAAAAGGUGGAAACAAUCUUGCCCAGGGACGAGCUGUGGAAGAUCACUGAAAAUCUCGAUGUUAAUCUCGGUUCCCCAGAUAGACCUUUGUGGCCUCAUGGUAAAGGUAAUUCAUAUUCGGUCAAAUCGGGAUACCUUCUUGUCUGUUCACUUAAGAACCGAGAGGAACCUUCAUCUUCUUCGGAUGAAUCUUCCUUAUGGAAUUGGGUGUGGGGUUUGGCGGUAAUUCCUAAGGUGAAGCUUUUUCUGUGGAAAUGUUUGAGUGGCUGUCUCCCAACUGCCAAAGCUCUUAUCUCCCGUUCUAUCAUGAUGGAUCCCUGUUGUCGUAGAUGUGAUAAGCCCACGGAAACUAUCGAGCACGCUCUCAGGGACUGUCCCUGGGCGACGUUCCUUUGGGAGUCCUCACCUAUUCGACUACAGCCAACAAAUCCGAGAGCUCCGUGGAGUCUGGUUGAGUGGAUUGGCAAAAUCAGAGAGGUUCCGGAAAAGGAGGUUCAUUGUCUUUUUGCAUCUGUUUUAUGGACUUGUUGGUAUGCUCGUAAUCUUCUUGUGUUCCAGAACAAAAUCUUAUCUCACUCUGAUUGUUUGGUGAUAGCUGAAAGAGCCACGUUGUCUAAUCCCCUUAGCUCAAGCAUGGUGAGCUCAAAACCAACCAGAGUGGACUGCUCUAGAGCGGCACAAGUGAAGAUUAAUUGUGACGCGGGGGUAGGAAGUGGGGCUGGGGCUGGUCUGGGAAUUGCUCUGUGCGACGUGGAGAACAAUCAGGUUGGUUUUAGGAUGGGCUUCCUUAAAGGAGUCUUCACGGUUGAGGAAGGGGAGGCUCACGCUGUUCUUGAAGGCCUUAGUUUCAGUGUUGAAAAAGGUUUCACAGAUAUCAUUGUGGAGACGGACUGCCAGCGACUCUUUUGGAGACUACAUAAUCAUGAAGAUGAUCUCUCCCUCUUAGGAGAUAUCCUUAAGGAGAUUUACAGCAUUGUGGAUUCUUUGAACCAGGUGGAGUUUAGCUGGUGCCCGAGGGAGGAUAAUUGUGUUGUUGAUAGCUUAGCUAAUUAUGCUUUUGUUUCUCGUUCUGGUUUUAUUUCUUCGAACGUGUGGCCUUUAUCUGUAAACUCUUCUUUGAUGGUUUAA
Salvia miltiorrhiza (redroot sage) is the source of this 1644-nucleotide messenger RNA. RefSeq lists its product as uncharacterized. The transcript has 2 exons. The record is from RefSeq and is a predicted model, not a curated record. NCBI's taxonomy places the organism in Eukaryota, Viridiplantae, Streptophyta, Magnoliopsida, Lamiales, Lamiaceae. The coding region runs from base 1 to 1644 and encodes 547 amino acids. Gene Ontology annotation, molecular function: RNA-DNA hybrid ribonuclease activity; nucleic acid binding.